CAGAAGAAAAAUAGUUCUAGAACAAUAACACGCUUCCCGAAAAUUUCCAUUUAUACAACGCUAAGGUAGAUCAGUGUAUCUCAUUGCGACAGCGAAAGAUGCUCUCGCACGGAAUGUGGGCGCGAUCGAAGGGUUCCUCCUCUCCCUCCUCUCUCUAUUUCUGUCUCGCUCACGCGUCGCACAGCUUCGAGCUUGUGGGUGUCGCGCGGCCGGCCGCGAUCGAAUAUGCGUCGUGCCGUUGCACCCGUCGGGUGUAACCACACGGGAUGCGAAAACUUGCGACGGAGUUCUCGCGGAAUCCAAGGUGGGACGGAGGCAUGUUGGCUGCGUGAUGUAACGAGGGGAAUGUUCCAGGAAUGCGAUUUGUCAUCAAUUUCUAACAAUCGACAAGAACGUUGGGAAGGGGAAAAGAGAGAGGAGCGCGGGAGAGGCGAAGGGAAAGGCGAUUGACAUGUGUACGUGUGCGUGACGUGUUCGUAUACGUCCGUGCGUGUGCGCGCGGCGUACGUUGCGUUAAAGAGAGCGAAAGAAAGGAUGCACACACGUCCGUAGCGAAAAGAGGAAAUGAAGAGGAACCAUCAUGAGAUGAGAUGAGAACUCCCGAACAACGAUAAUUUCGCUCUCCUCGAUGGAGUAUCAGGCACCGACGCGCAUGUUCGUGUCUGGCGAUCGACUUGAGCUCGAGAGCGAACGCGACUCCCUUUGAUGCGCCGCUCCCCAACGAGAUACACGCAGUGAAAGGAAGUCCGAUCGGAAAUCAGCGGAUGUUCUUUCCGGCAUGGGCGGCAGAUACUUCGACACACCCAAGCAAGUCCUGGAUAGGUGGAUAGGUGGAAAUGACCACUGGUUUCCCGCGGGACAUGAAGGACGAGGGGGACCGAGGGAGAUCAGGCCUCCAACAGUCGUAUCGUCUGGCGCACUUGAUGGAGUAGUCUCGCGGCUAAUGUCGAGCGAAGACGCUCGGAGUGUGCUCACGCUACUCCCAAGACGCAGACAAAUCAACGUACAUUCGAAAAUCGGAAGAGGAAGCACUCGCGUGGCAGACCCGACCAAGUACCAAUGGCCGUCAGGAUCGAUUGUAACUAGCAUUCCCGCGAGGAGGAAUCUGACUGCCCACUAUAUCUUUGAAGAGAAUCAGACUUCGAGCGUAUCGACUACAAGAUUUAUAACAAAAUGUUUCAAAUUAACAUGAUUUCUUUGCUCGAAUUUCUUAUUUAGAAAUAUAUUAAGAUACACGGUCGUGGAUCGCGUCAAGUGUGCACGUAAAACGGGCGAAACGGGCGAAAGGACCGUGUAUUUUUACACAAGUGAUUCAUUGCGAUUAUCUGAGAUUAUCAGAUCACAGAAACGGCUGAAUCGAUUAAAUUACUCGUAUAUCCAAUUGAUA
Molecule: messenger RNA, 1387 nt
Organism: Pogonomyrmex barbatus (red harvester ant)
Lineage: Eukaryota; Metazoa; Arthropoda; Insecta; Hymenoptera; Formicidae
Source: RefSeq, a predicted model, not a curated record